AUGUAUCGCAGGAUAAUUUUCGUAUUUGCGAUCUCAAUCGUCAUUACUCUGCAGACGACAGAUUUCCAAGAUAACCUAAUAAAUGGGUACCGAGCGCUGAUUGCGGACAUUCAGGUCCGAACACAGAAAUCUCGAGAGGAUAUGGACACGCUCGUAUCCCAAAUAAAACUGCUAAUGAAGAAUGAAGCAGACAAAGCCAUUAACUACAUGACUGUCUACCUCGAGCAAAUAUCUCUGUACUUCCAGGUGAUAAUACACGACCGUAAGCCUCGGAACGGAACGUAUUGCAAAGAGAGCAUAGUUAAGCUGCUCGGAGAAAAUUUGCAGCUAGCGGACGAAAAUGUCACAUUGUGCUUGGCGCUUGGCUACCAAAGGGUACAAAGAUUACCAGAAAAACUGCAAGUUCACUUCGAAACGUUGGAGAAUUUAAAGAAGUAUUCAGCCUCAAAGUUGUUUGAAUGCCAGAAGCAACAGCAAGUUGGUGGAAACUGCUCCCAUGAGAGUCAAGAUCUUGAAAGGACUGUUUUCUUAUACGAGACAUCGCCAUUCCCUGUAGUGAUGGCAGAAAUCGCCAUUCAUGGCUUCAAAGAAGUUUCAGAUCUAAGCGUUUGCCUUAAAGAUAUUAUCUCUAGGAUGAUGACACACUCCGUCAAGGUCAUCGGAGACUUCAACAGAUGCAUCCACAACAUAGAAAUGCCAAAACUCAAGUAUUUAUUGAAGUUUAUGAAGAAAUAUGCUUGA
Molecule: messenger RNA, 741 nt
Organism: Spodoptera exigua (beet armyworm)
Lineage: Eukaryota; Metazoa; Arthropoda; Insecta; Lepidoptera; Noctuidae
Source: the annotation of a GenBank genome assembly